Molecule: messenger RNA, 6682 nt
Organism: Equus caballus (horse)
Lineage: Eukaryota; Metazoa; Chordata; Mammalia; Perissodactyla; Equidae
Source: RefSeq, a predicted model, not a curated record
UCAAAGGUAGAGAUGACAGGAUUUGUCAACAUACUUGAUGACAGCAGUAAGAAAAGGAGGAAUCAAGGAUGAUGCCAAGGUUUUGGGUUGGGUAAUCCAAAGAAUCAGAUGGGGAUGACCGAGGAAGCAGCAGGUUUGAGGAGGAGAAAAUCAGCUACCCAGUUUGGGACGAAUUGGGCUUAGAUGCCUGUUAGACAUCGGGGAGCAGGCAGUUGGACAUAAAUAAGCUUGAGGUUCAAGGGAAAAUGUCAAGCUGGAGAUAGAAAUUUGGAGGUCUUCAGCAUUUGGAUGGUAUUUACAGAUUUGGGAUUAAUGAGACCACUUGAGCACUGAGUGUAAACAGAGAAGAGAUGGGGCUUCGUGAGCAUCCCAACAGCUGGAGGUCAGAAGAAUGAGGAGGAACAGGAAAAGGACACCAAGAGUGAGUAACUAGUGAGGCAGGAGAGAUGCCAAACAAAACUGUUUCGAAACCAAGUGAAGAACAUGUGUCAAGAAGGAGGGAGUGCCCGACUGUGCCAACCCUGGCCUGUUGGGUUUUGUAAGAUGGAGCCUGAGAACUAACCUCAGACGUGGCAAUGGUGGCCUUGACAAGGGAAGCUUCAGCGAUUGGUUGGGAAGCCUGAAAAGGGGGCUUCAUGAGAGAAUGGGACAAGGGGAAGUAGAGAGUGAGCACUGACCACAGUUUGAGGUCUUUUGUGGAAAGGAGGGGUAGAGAAAUGAGCUGACACCUGGAGAGGAAUGUGCAUCAGGGGUGGAUUUUUAAAACUAUAGUAAUGAUCCAGGAGCUAGGGGAAAGAAUCUUUUCCGUUUUAAGUUAGGUUUUCUUAGCUUUAGUGUUCUUAAAAUAGGAGUGCUUGGGAAGAGUAUUUUCCUAACGAGUGGAAGUAGUAACAAGAAAAUUCUCUUGUCCCACAUCUCAAGGGAAGGGGGAGGAUGGGAAGGAAAAGAGAGGAUGGAGUCACCCUGGUUUGAAAGGAGUAUUAGUCAAGGAAGGGACAGAACUUCUGUCACUACUCACAUCACCACUCCCGCUCACACGUGUUUAUCAGUCUCAGAAUCUGUGCUGCCACACAAGUCCUCUGUCCCAGUUCAGGAGAUCCUCUCCCACCGUGUCCCUGCCCCACCAAACCUGCUCUACAUUCUCCAGUCCCAAUCCUGGUCACUCAGGACUCCCUGAUCCAUGCACACAGACGCCCCAAGUUAAAGUUCACCCAGUAGCGCUUCUUCGGUCUUUCUCAGAGAACCAAACCAGUGAAAUUGAAAGAGCACUACUUUGAAAUCAGCUGACCUGGAAUCAAAUCCUGAUGUCUUCGGGGGAAAUUAUUCAAACCCUCUCAGUCUCAGUUUACUCAUCUGUAAAAUAAGGAUAUUAAUGCCUACCUUCUAUAGGUUUUUGUGAGGAUUAAAUUAAACGCAUGCUCAUAUAUGCACGUGCCUAGCCCUGUAUACACUGACAGCAGGAGCUCAAUAAUUGAGCUAGCUCUCUAGUCUAAGGGCUGUUUCCCAAGUGAAGGUUUUACAUUCAACUAGAAGCUUCUUGGGAAGGAGAACAAUGUCCUUUAUUGUCUUCUUAUCUCUCACAUCACCCAGUACAGCGCCCUUUUACUCAGGAAUGACUAAAUGAAGAUCUCAACCACAUUAAAUAUGUUUCCUUUCAUUUUUACUUUUCACCAGACUUCUCUCCUCUUAGGCUCCCGUGUUUCUAUCUUCGUUUGUCCUUUACCCAAAAUUCCUGCCUUUGGAUUGCCAAAUACUUGAAUCCUUAAAGACAUCGCAUCAAUAAAACACUAAUUCAAAAUGAGCCAUUUAUUUUCCAUACUAAGGCAUAGCUCUCAACACAGGCCAAGAACACAACUGGGACCUGCUGCACAGCCAAAAUCUCCAUUCCUGCUCUACCCUGCACUGUUGCACUGGUAAGUUCCUUUGCUCUGAGCAGGCUCUACCUCACAAAAUUUGUGGCGUGGGCAAAAUCAGCCUCACAGGACCAUUUCCCCCAUUUCACUCCCUGCCCAGUUCUCAGGUGGCAAUAAACCCACUCCCAGAGCUUUUCCAGGCUGAUUUCCCCAGUCACCAAUCAGUACACUAAUCAGUAACACUAACUAAGAAAGAACUAACAGUUCCUUCUUUCUCCCCUCCCUCUUUAUGAUUUACAUUCUCACAGGACCCAAAUCCCAACACACUAUGUCUUGUGCAGCAGUGGAACAUAAUUUAUAUUAUAUCUAAUGAAGCUUCAGCUGAGCUCGCACUGAACUGUUAUGAACUCCAACUUAGUGCGGUCCAUAUGUUGCCCUGCUGCUGGCUAUGUUACUUUGGGCAACGUUACACCUGUAGUUUCUCUUUGUUAUCUGCAGGGGUAACUCUUACCCCCCAGAGACAAGUGUCUUCCUGGGUAAGCCCAGACAGAAGGGCUGGCUGAGCUGUCCCAGUCAGCAGACUCUUCUGUCCAGGCUUGCUCUGACCUACUCCAUGCCACAGCAUCAUCCCCAGAACCAAGGUAGCCCGAAGUUGGUGACAAGUGGCAGCCAGAGCACCCUGAGCCCUGGCUCUAUGUGGGUGGAGGACCAAGGGGAGAUAAAAUAUUGAAGGAGAAGGAGGUUUGUGGGGAAAGAGUAUACUUACAAAUACUACCCUCUGGUUCUACAUGUGUGCCAUUGUAGUUCCAGAAUUCUGUAUAGAAAGGGCCUUCAGGUUGCAAUCUUACUGGGAGUAGGAGAAAACUACAUUUCUAUAGGUCUUUACUUAACACUGAAACAACAUCAGUUGCUCAAAGAAUGAGAGUAUGAUGGAAAUUUGGGGGGUUAAGACACCCUAAGAAACCCACUCAUUGUUGCCACCACUGAGUACCCAGCCAUAUGUCACAAGGAUUCUCCUUGGAAGGAUGGCACAUGGGGUUUUGUGGGGUUCUGGAUCAGCAGAAUUUUGGUGGUGAAAUAACUAAAACCUUGACUUUGGGGUCUGUUGGGGCCACAGGACCCCCUGGUUGAAGCUUUUCCUUUGGUAGGUAGAGAGCCUUCCUUUGGGUUUGUACCAAAGGAAAACAGAGAUGUGGCCGGAUGUGAUUUGAGGGAUUGUAUGAGGGAAGGAGGGAGGCACAGGCACCUCCACCCUCUCUAUAGCCUGUGCUUGGUCUGGAUCUUCCAGCAGAACCAGUCCACCAUGGAGAGAGGAAACCACACAAGCGCCUCUGAGUUCAUCCUCCUAGGGCUCUCCAGCCAGAACGAGGAACAGGAGCUGAUCUUUGGGCUCUUCCUUGUCAUAUACCUGGUUGGGGCAGCAGGGAACUUGUUCAUCAUCCUGGCCAUUGGCUCAGACUCCCACCUCCACACGCCCAUGUACUUCUUCCUCAGCAACCUCUCCCUAGUGGAUUUCUGCUUCAUCUCCACCACAGUCCCCAAGAUGCUUGUGAAUAUCCAGACACAGACUCAGUCCAUUUGCUACAGCGGCUGCCUAGCCCAGAUCUACUUCUGCAUUUUGCUUGCCAACAUGGACAACUUCCUCCUGACAGCAAUGGCUUAUGACCGCUACGCGGCCAUCUGCCACCCCCUGCACUACUCCACCACGAUGAGUCUGCAAACCUCUGCCCUGAUGCUGGGGAGCUCCUGGCUCAUUGCCAACUUCCACUCCCUGCUACACACCCUCCUCAUGGCUCGGCUGGAGUUCUGUGCCAGCAAUGUCAUCCCUUACUUCUUUUGUGACCUUGUUCCCCUGCUUCAGCUCUCCUGUUCCGACACCCACCUCAACCAGCUCAUGAUUCUGCUGGUGGGGGGCUUGAUCGUCCUCAUCCCCUUCUUCGGCAUUCUAGUCUCCUACAGCUACAUUGUGUCUGCUGUGCUCAAGGUCCCAUCUGCCCGUGGCAAACAAAAGGCCUUUUCCACCUGUGGUUCCCACCUCACUGUAGUCAUCCUUUUCUAUGGGACCAUCACAGGAGUCUACCUGAGUCCUUCAUCCUCCCACUCAGCUGAUAAGGAUUCGCUGGCUUCAGUGAUGUAUAUGGUGGUCACCCCCAUGCUGAAUCCCUUCAUCUACUGCCUGAGGAACAAGGACAUGAAGAGAGCUCUAUGGAAACUGUUCAGCGUGAAGGUUUUAUCCCGUGGGUUGUGACAGCACAGUUUCCUUCAGGGUCUUUAUGCUGGGAAGAGGAUGAACCCCAGGGACAGGCUCCACAGAGAGGGCAGGAGGAACACAGACCUCACUCACGUGGGUUGUCACCAUAGCCAGGAAAUCUUCUCAUUGCUCCACAAGUAAUUUGCAAGUCUGAAAUUUCUUGGCCCCUGUAGACUAUCCAGACUACUGAGAGGGGAAUAAACUCUCCCCUAAAGAUAGAACCACAUAAACAGAUGCAAAUGAGCUUUACCUGCAGAUCUUCUGGAGAGGGUUGAAAAGGCUGUGCGUUCCAUGUGAAAAAGGUGAAUUCACAAGAGUCUGUGACCUGUGCUGAUAGCCUAUGCCACAAGGAUGUCCUCUGAGAGCCCUCACUCACUCCCACAGUUCCUCAAAUCCUUACCCCUCAUGCAUCCCAAUUUCCAAACUCUUCUGCACCCCCACUUCCUCAACCAUCAUCCCCAUGUUCUGGAUUAAACCUAGCUCUGAGGACAGGUUGAGAGUCCUCCUUGAAGCUGUCCCACUCUUGGCCUUGGAUCCUGCUGGGUGGAGUCCCACAGCUCUAGCUACUUGUAUCAGAAUGCCUGUAGUGACUGUCUCAGCUGAGCACCUAAGCAGACCCCACACUGUCCUGCUUAUAUGGGUUUUUUUUUUCCUUAGGAAAGAGAUGAUAAACAGAGAAGAGAGGCUAGACUUAGAGUUGGUUCUCUAGGUAUAAAGAACAUAAAGGGAAUGGGCCAUCAUAAUCCUUAUGAAUGUGCUUCUCUACAAGUUGACCUGGAGAAGGAGACAAUGGGGAAAAGCCUCACAAAAAUGAGUUUAUGGCUGGAGAAGUUGUAUGUGGCUUCUUGUCCAGUACAGUAGUAUCCAAGCUGCAAGGAGUGUGGUGGGGCUGAAAAGAGCAUCACACAGAAAGUCAUAACAACUGGCAUCUAGUUCUGGCCCCUCUGAUUACCAGCCAUUUGACUCCAGUCCAUCUGAAAUUCGCCAUUCUACCAAACACACUGUGCUUUUUUAGUCCUUACUCAUGCUGUUCCGGCAGGCCCAUCUUGCCCAUUUCUAUUAAAAUUCUAGUUGUCCUUCAAAGUUCAGAUAAAAUACCAUGCCCUUCAUGAAGCUACCUCAUCUCCCCAGCCAAAAGGAAGUAUUUUCUCUCUUCUGGAACUCCACAUAGUUCACAUUCCAUUACAGCCCUUCUCAUACUCCACUUUGCAUGAUCCUGUUCACCCCAACUCCACUCCAAACAGGAUUGUUGGGUCCUUUUUAAAUUUUAUAAAAGGUCCUGGCCAUCUUAAUGAACUCAUCCUCAGAAGAUUCUAUCAUGUUGCUUGGUUUAAAAUAAUGACUCAAUAAAAGUAUGCUGCUAUGGAUGACGACAACGAUGACGAUGACAAUGACAGCAAACAUUGGAGAAAGAGCACUGAUGACCUUUCUCUCCAUGAUUUUGCCUUAACCAAUACCUUUUAUAUCUCCCCAUCUCCUCCAAGGAAAAAGAGUUAUCAAUCCGCUUGGUCAGAGCCCAGGGAGUUCAGUGGUCCAUAUUUUAUGAAGGGCAGCGUGCCCUAAAGUGUCAGCAUCCAGGAUGAAGCUCCCUUCCUUCCAUCUGGCCCCUGAGUAGUCCUCUUCUAUUCAUGUGUCUGCAUGGAGCCCCCAGUUGGGGUCCAGUCACCCCUCUCUCUCCCUCCACACCGUGUCUGAGCAUGCAGGUUCUCAAUCCAGAUUUGGGGCUGAAAGUGGGAAGCAAGGUAGGCCUAAACUAUUUUCCAGCUCACCUUUUACCAGUGAGCCCACGAUGGAGGUUAUUGGGUAUAACUCAGACACUAAUGUAGUAGUACUGUGGCUUACAGUUUGCUAUUGUUCCUUGAGCAUAUUGUUUCUUUGGGAGCCCUCAGGAGUUGGGAAGAUUGCCAGGGCCAGAUUUAGGCUUCCCUGGGUCUCUGACAUAAAACCACAAUAAAAGCGACAAAAUCCAUGCCAAACAUGUAAAAAUGAUGUGAAGAAAAGUUGACGUCAAUAUGGAGAAGAGGUCUUCCUUUAAUAUUAAUUUCCUGUUACGGUGAAUAAUACAAUGGUUUGGCUCCAAAGUAAAAAGAAAAAAAAAUGAGCAAGGGCAAAAAAGAGAGGGACAGCAAUGAAUAAAUAUGAAAGACCAUCAACUUACCUUGUUCAUCGGUGGGUUGUAAGGAGACGUUCUGGCUCUCAGGCGUCUCUUCCAAGGAAGAGCGUAGAUAAUCCUUCUUUCACAAUGAACACCUUGUCAGAGCUCCAGUGCUGAUCUGGAGGCUGCUUGCAGAGGGGCAAAUGGGCAGGACCAUUCUCUUCCUCAUCCUGCACACAGGUCAACUAUAAAAAGCUCAGAAGCUCAGCCACCCUUACAGAUUUGGCAGCAUAAACCCAAUCCUAUGAACACACCAGAAUGUUUCUUUCUACUUAAAAAAUAAAGUGUUUAAGAAGAAAAAAAGGAGGGAAACAGUUCCAUUAUCCAAAUUUUUUAAAUAGCAUUAUUAAGGGCCACUAGUAAGAAAGUGGAAGUAUCUUCAAGAAUAAUAAAAAUCUCCUUCAUGGGGGCUGGCCCCGUGGC